CCACCUUCCUCACACAACCAGGACAAGCAAACAACAGAACCAGUGUCAGAUUUCCCUAGGGACAAGUUGAGGGCAAGAUGGAGCACCAGGGGCACGGCGCAGGCGAGAAGAAGGGCGUCAUGGAAAGCAUCACGGAGAAGCUCCCCCGUGGCCAUGGUGAUCACCAGCAGGCCACCGGUGGCACGUACGGGCAGCAAGGACACACCGGAGUUACCGGCACAGGCACCGGCACCGGCGAGAAGAAGGGCGUCGUCGAGAACAUCAAGGAGAAGCUUCCCGGUGGGCACGGUGACCACCAGCACACCACUGGAAUGAGCGGCUCGAAGACGCAUGCCACCACAGCCACCACCGAUGGCAACUACGGGAAGUCGGGACACACCGGCACUGACAGCACCGGUGAGAACAAGAGCAUGAUGGACAAGAUCAAGGACAAGCUGCCUGGACAGCACUAAGCCCAGCCGGUCUGCCCACGCCCGCGCCCGACCCGCUACUUUGCAGAAUAUAUAAUAAGAUGGCCAACUUCCACCGUGUAUACAUGAAUUUAAGCUUUCAUGGAGGAGCGCCCCAAUUCAUCUGGGUUUAAGCUUUCAUGGACAACAGUGUGUCGAGGGUUUUCGUUUGUUUA
This is a messenger RNA of Triticum aestivum (bread wheat), 625 nucleotides long. RefSeq names its product cold-shock protein CS120-like. Gene Ontology annotation, cellular component: cytosol. Lineage: Eukaryota; Viridiplantae; Streptophyta; Magnoliopsida; Poales; Poaceae. The record is from RefSeq and is a predicted model, not a curated record. The transcript has a single exon. Gene Ontology annotation, biological process: response to abscisic acid; cold acclimation; response to water deprivation. The coding region runs from base 78 to 452 and encodes 124 amino acids.